This is a messenger RNA of Eutrema salsugineum, 1446 nucleotides long. Its product is annotated as putative clathrin assembly protein At1g68110. The coding region runs from base 207 to 1316 and encodes 369 amino acids. Lineage: Eukaryota; Viridiplantae; Streptophyta; Magnoliopsida; Brassicales; Brassicaceae. Gene Ontology annotation, cellular component: clathrin-coated pit; clathrin-coated vesicle. The record is from RefSeq and is a predicted model, not a curated record. Gene Ontology annotation, biological process: clathrin-dependent endocytosis; vesicle budding from membrane; clathrin coat assembly. The transcript has a single exon. Gene Ontology annotation, molecular function: 1-phosphatidylinositol binding; phosphatidylinositol-4,5-bisphosphate binding; clathrin heavy chain binding.
CGUGCCAGCUUUUUUUUUUUUUUUUAAAGAUUUUUGAAAAAGGAGCGGUUACAACGGUGUAACGGAUGGUGAAGGAAGAAGAGAACUCAAAAUAGAGAAAGAACAUUUUACAGAGAUGAGAUUUUGUUCUCGAGGAAGAAGAAGAGAGAGUUAGAGAGAGAGAGAGAGAGAGAGGUAGAGAGAGAGAGGAGGGAGGGAGGUUGAAGAUGAAGCUGUGGAAACGAGCUGCCGCCGCAAUAAAAGACCGGAAAAGCUUAUUAGCCGUCGGAUUCUCACGGCGAACUUCAUACCGGAACGCGGAUCUCGAAGCAGCUGUCAUCAAAGCAACCUCCCACGACGACUCCUCCGUCGACUACUCAAACGCCCACCGCGUCUACAAAUGGAUCCGAUCUUCUCCUCUCAACCUCAAAACCCUAAUCCACGCGCUCUCCUCGCGCGUCAACCACACGCGCAGCUGGAUCGUCGCUCUCAAAUCCCUAAUGCUCCUCCACGGCGUUCUCUGCUGCAAAGUCCCUUCCGUCGUCGGCGAAAUCCGCCGUCUUCCUUUCGAUCUCUCCGAUUUCUCCGACGGACAUUCCUGUCUCAGCAAAACCUGGGGAUUCAACAUCUUCGUUCGCGCUUACUUCUCCUUCCUCCACAGCUACUCUUCCUUCUUAUCCGAUCAGAUCUACCGUCACCGCACGAAUCGGAGAUUGGAGAAAUCCGAUUCCGUGAUCCAAGAGCUCGAUCGGAUCCAGAAACUCCAGUCUCUCCUUGAUUUGAUCUUUCAGAUCCGGCCAAUUGCUGAUAACAUGAAGAGGACGUUGAUACUAGAAGCCAUGGAUUGUAUAGUGAUCGAGAGUAUCAACAUCUACGGUAGAAUAUGCAGCGGCGUUAUCAAAAUCCUUCCAAACGCCGGCAAAACAGACGCCGCCACAACUCUCAAGAUCAUCAACAAGGCAACGGCUCAGGGAGAAGAUCUCGCUCUCUAUUUCGACUUCUGCAAAGGAUUCGGUGUCUCAAACGCGAGAGAUACUCCUCAAUUCGUCAGUAUACCAAAGGCGGAAGUAGAAGCAAUCGAGAAAAUGAUCAAGAACGUUGACGAAGAUGAGUCAAAGAAAGAAGAAGAAGAAGUAAUGGAGGAAGAGAAAGCAAUGAUAGUGUUGGAGAGACCGAGAUUGCAGACAAUCAUCACAGACAAAUGGGAGAUUUUCGAAGACGACUUUUGUUUCCAUGACGAAAAAGCGAUUAAAGAACAUCAAAAUCCUCUUCCUAUUGUGGUAUCGAACCAACCAGUUUAUAUUGAAUACUCGAUGCCAGAUUUGAUAACGUUCUAGUGAGAACAAACAAAAUCUGGACGAGAUUGAAAUUUUUGUUUUCUUUUCACCUGGUUCUGGUUCUGUACAUAAACACAAUUUUUGCCAGUAUCUUGAGUAAAUUCAAAGAAAAGAGGAACAUUUUGAGUUU